Archocentrus centrarchus (flier cichlid) is the source of this 882-nucleotide messenger RNA. Its product is annotated as interferon-induced protein 44-like. The transcript has 6 exons. Bases 1 to 882 code for a protein of 293 amino acids. Lineage: Eukaryota; Metazoa; Chordata; Actinopteri; Cichliformes; Cichlidae. Gene Ontology annotation, biological process: immune response. The record is from RefSeq and is a predicted model, not a curated record.
AUGUCACAGAAAUUUGAGUACAUUCACAAGAUGAUGCAGAAAUGCUUCUUUGGUGAUUUCACCCUGCUGGAAUUCCAGCUUCAGAAAGAGGGAGACCUGCAGCUUGUGGAAAAGUAUAAGCCUCACAAAGAUGGCCAGCAUCUCAGAAUUAUGCUUCAUGGACCACCAGGUGCUGGAAAGUCCAGCUUCAUCAACUCUGUCGACAGUGUUUUAAGAAACCAAAUAGCAGCUCGCGCUCUGGCAGCGAACAGCUCUGGUGACAGUUUCACCAUUGCAUGCAGAACAUAUAAAAUUCAGAAAGAAGAUCCAGGAAGGUUUUACCCUUUUGUCUUCACUGACACCAUGGGCCUUGAGAAAGGCACUAACAGAGGAAUUCAAAUGGACGACAUCAAACUUGCCCUUAGUGGACAUGUAAGAGAAGGUUACAGGUUCAAUCCUACAGCUCCCUUACAUAAAACUGAUCCUAACUACAACAGUUCCCCCACUAUAAAUGACAAAACCCACGUUCUGGCUUUUGUUGUUCCCGCCGACACACUGAGCUUAAUCGAUGAUGAAACUGUGAGGAAGAUGAAGGAUGUCAGAUUAGCAGCUCGUGACAAAAUGAUCCCCCAAAUAGCUCUGCUCACUAAAAUCGAUGAAGCCUGUCCUGAAGUCAACAAAGACAUAAAGAACGCCUACAAGAGCAAGUACUUGAUCGAGCAGAUGGAAAAAAUGAGCUCGAUCCUGGGUAUUCCAAUGAACUGCAUCUUUCUCGUGAAGAACUACCACACAGAAAUUGAGACGAAUAACAACAUGGAUUCACUGAUACUGUGUGCACUGAAAAAGAUCAUCCACUAUGGAGAGGACUACCUGAAUGACUUACGUAGACUUAGAACCACCUGA